Mytilinidion resinicola is the source of this 912-nucleotide messenger RNA. Its product is annotated as putative hydrolase. The transcript has 2 exons. The record is from RefSeq and is a predicted model, not a curated record. Gene Ontology annotation, molecular function: catalytic activity. Lineage: Eukaryota; Fungi; Ascomycota; Dothideomycetes; Mytilinidiales; Mytilinidiaceae. The coding region runs from base 1 to 912 and encodes 303 amino acids.
AUGUACUUCCUUACCACACUACUUCUCUUUCCCCAUCUUAACCCACCAAACUACCCCAGCCCAAGUGGCAAAGAUAUCUCCAUUACCAACAACAAUGCAACGCUUCACUACACAAAGUACGGCCGCGGACCCCUCCUCAUCUUUCUCCAUGGCUUUCCCGAUCGCGCCGACACCUGGUCUACCUUCCAAGUCCCAUUCUUUGCCCGUACCCACACGGUUCUAACCCCUUACCUCCGCGGCUACCCCCCGUCCUCGAUUCCCCCCGACGUGUCAGCCUACACCUCCACCAACUUCGUGUCCGACCUCCUCGCUAUCAUCGACCACGAGAAAGCCGAGAAAGCAACCAUCGUCGGCCACGACGUCGGCGGCGCGGUCGUACAGUACUUCGCGCUCGCGCACCCAGAGCGUGUGGAAGCGCUGGUGCUCGUGAACACCGUCGUGCUGCCCAAUUUUGUGCGUCUGAUCGAAUUCGAUCCUGACCAAGAGUUUCGCGCGAAGUACACCAUCGCGCUCGAGGCGUACCACGCCGGGGACCCCGUGCCGCAGCAGGUGUUCGAUAUACUCGCGGAUAUCCGGAACGAGACGUACCGCGCUGAGAAUACUAAGUAUAUAGAGGAUAAUCCGAUUGACGGGAUGUUGCAUUUCUAUAACGAUAAUUACCCGGAACCGCCGUAUGGGAAGAAUAUCAGCACGAAGGGGAUGGUGGAGAAGGUGUCGACGUUGAUUGUGUGGGGAACUGAUGAUCAGUAUUUCAGUCCGAAGAAUUAUGAUGAGAUGGCAGGGUGGUUUGAGAAGGGGGUGAGGUUGGUGACUGUGCCUGGGGCGAGUCACUGGAGUUUCAGGGACCAGCCGGAGAAGUUUAAUGUGGAGGUUGACGGAUUUUUAAGGACGGUGGCGGAAUUGAGAGGAUAG